Momordica charantia (bitter melon) is the source of this 2250-nucleotide messenger RNA. NCBI's taxonomy places the organism in Eukaryota, Viridiplantae, Streptophyta, Magnoliopsida, Cucurbitales, Cucurbitaceae. The record is from RefSeq and is a predicted model, not a curated record.
GGCGAUGCCUACUCGGGAAGCAAUUGAGACUUUCAUCAGCGUCACUGGAGCCUCGGAAGCGAUCGCUGUUCAGAAGCUCGAGGAACCAAGUUUUGAAUCCUUAAUCUCGACUUCAGCAGGCAUAAAACUACAAUAAUUCAAUUAUACUUGGAUAACGGCUUCAGAGCAGUCCAGUAAAUUCAAAGUCUUUUUGAAAUAUCCACCAAUCCUCCAAAGUGGCUUUCUGUGGAUUCAAAACAUUGCCGAGUCCAAAACAUGAGGGGCACAUGGUGCUGAUCUCAAUGCUGCUGUGAAUGCAUAUUUCAAUGAAGGAGAUAGAAGUUCAUCUGUAAACGCACGUCAAACCUCUGUUUCUGGUGAAUAUGAUUUCAUGGACAUUGAUGAUCCAGUUGAAGUUGUACCCCAGGGACCUACUCAGUCUCUUCUGUCUACAGCUAGAGAGAUCAUGAAUCCAUUUUCAAUACUUGAUCAACAUCUCCACCAGGGGUUAUUUGGCAGUGCCUCUGAUUUUACAAGUUCUGCUCCAAUUGUGACUCAUCCAAGAGAAGUGAGAGAGAUUCCCAUAGAAUUUAGAGAUGGUAAUCGUCCAUCUGGCCAAUCUGGCCAUGUGCCGACAAUUGAGGAUAUCACUGGCACUAUAGAUGUUCAUGGUCCAGAGGUUCAUGGAAAUGUAGUAAUUGAUGACAAGGAAGAUGAAGAGGCUCCAGUCACUUCUAUAGCACAUGCACCAGAUUUAGAGCAUCGGGCUAUUGAGAGUAACAUAUCUCAUGACAGAAAUGUUAUAUCCAGUGCCUUUGAGAGUGACGAGUUUCAGGACACAAAUGACAUUGAGGAAGAAAUGAUUCGUGCUGCAAUUGAGGCUUCAAAGAAGGAUGUUGUGCAAGGUUAUGUAAGUGAUCAGGAUUUAAGUAAUCUUAGGCCUCGAGAACAUCCUUCUCACUUGAAUGAUUUUGAAUUUUCACCUGCUGAUUCAUCUAUCAAGCCAGAUGAAGAAUUCCCUAAGCUAGGGGAGAACAUUGGAGGAUCAAAAGUAGAAGCUUCUACGUUAAAUGGAAGGAUGGAAACGGGAAGCACCUCUGCUCAAGAUGAGGUUGAAGACCUAGAGCAAGAUAAUUUAGUUAGGCAUCGGUCCAAACGCAAGUCCUCUGGCUAUGUUGAACCCGCAAAGGAGGUUGAAGCUGUUGAUGUAAGCCUUGCAUCAAGUACAAAUCCUCAUGAUACUAGUGAUAAUCCACAGCACAAUGGGAAUGCCUUUCAUUCUGAUGAGUGGGGUGGAAUUUCUUCAGAGGAGCAUGAUGAAGCAGUCAUGCUUGAGGCUGCUUUAUUUGGAGGUUCUGAAGGCAGUUCAUAUCGAUUUCCAUCUGCACCUCACGAUUUCAUGAGAAAUCAAGGUUCAUAUAUACAGCCUGCCCCUCGCCCUCCUUCGCCCUCUUUAGUAGCUCAGCGUUUGAUAAGAGAACAACAGGAUGAUGAGUAUCUAGCAGCUUUACAAGCUGACAGAGAAAAGGAACUAAAGGCCAUAGCAGAAGCUGCAGCUGUUCUUGAAAAAGAAAGACAAAGAGAGGAAGAAUCCCGUCAGAAAUUGGAUGCUGAGAAGGAGCUUGAAAGACACUUAGCAGAAAUAGAAGCUUCUCUUCCCAGUGAACCAAGAACCGAUGAUGAGAAUGCUGUGACACUGUUAGUGCGCAUGCCAGAUGGCAGUCGCAGGGGCCGUCGGUUGCUCAAGUCUGAUAAGCUACAGUGUCUCUUCGACUUCAUUGAUAUUGGCAGAGUUGUCAAACCUGGCUCCUACAGAUUGGUGAGGCCAUAUCCUCGACAAGCCUUUGGAGACGGGGAGAGGUCUUUAACGUUGAAUGAACUCGGACUUAACAGCAAACAAGAAGCUUUGUAUCUGGAGUUGAUUUAAUGGUUUGGCCAACUGUUCUACCGGUUCAGAAUCGCUGAAAUUAAAUGAUAUAUACAUGAAAAUUACAUCUUCCUCUCUGUUGGAGCUUUCUUUGUGUGGGUGAAAUAGAGAUGGCAUUUGAAGGUAUAAAUAGACCCAUGAAUGCAGAAUAAUGGUCUUGAAGUGCAAAACAUUUGAGCAUUGUGCCGUGGAGAUCUUUAUGCAGCUUUCUUGUUUAUAUGACGAUUUUAGGAAUCAUAUUGAAUUCUAUGGCUGCUUUGUAUAUUUAGUAGUUCUAUUCAUUUUAGAAAAGGAACAUUGCAUAUAUAUUAGAUGGCUAGCCACAAUAGAAAGCCUUCCAUUUA